Molecule: messenger RNA, 4294 nt
Organism: Diatraea saccharalis (sugarcane borer)
Lineage: Eukaryota; Metazoa; Arthropoda; Insecta; Lepidoptera; Crambidae
Source: the annotation of a GenBank genome assembly
CGCCUGUAUCCGCGAUGUUACAUCACGAUAAAUCAACUUUUUCUGUUUGAUGUUGUACAUAGGUACUAUAUUGGAGUAAGUUUAUAUUGUUUAUAAUUCAGUGACAUAAAAUUAAAGUGAUAAGCAGUAAUAUAAUAUUUUAAACAUCAAAAUAAUGAAUACUAUUGUUCAUUAUUAAUUAAUUCAUUAAUAAAGAAUACUAUUGUUCAUUAUUAAAUAAAAUUAAAAUAAUUAGAUCGAUUUAAUAAAUAAAUAAACAAUAAAAUUUCAUUUUAUAGCAGCACAAUUCCUUUUCUACGUUAUUAUAUUCGAAUCUAUCCAAACAUGUACUCAUAAGAUUUUUGAUUUCAUAAUAAAAAAUAAAUUAUAUUAAAAUAAAAAAAAUAGAUUUUAUAUUUAUACCAUAGAAAUAAUUCGAGGUUUUCCGUAUUUAACUACACCUAUCGAGGAUUUCCCAUAUUAAAGCAGAAUUUUAUUAUUAGAGUUGAAUUUAAUAUUUUUUCAUAACUGGUAGAGUAUGCCUAAGACAUUAAGUCCGCCAAUGUACUAACCACACAACUUAACCACAAAUCAAAUCAAAUUCUUUAUUGGCCUUGUAACAGAUAAUGUUUCACUAGGUAAGUCAUAUAAAAAAAUACUAUUUAGUUACUUGUCUUGUAUCGCCGACCCGGACUACUUGCUUGUAAUUUUCCCUAAAUUAAGGUAAAAAUUGAUAAGUUGGUAGCACUAGAAUGGAACGUAAUGUUCAAUCGGCUUAAUUUCUCGGGAAUCCCCGACUUUCCGACCAUACAGAAACAAUGUGUUUUUCUUGCAAGCAGUGCUCUUGCGCACCCACCCCAUUACAGGGAAUGCCACGAAGAUCACCAUGGGUAAAGACGGGUCUGGGUCAGGGAUUUUAAUUUAACUUUUUAAUUUUUGACGAAGCAGAAUACCAUCAUCUUAUUGCUUGACAUAAAUGGAUGCUCUUAAAAAAAAAAAAUCGAUUGUUUCAAAACAAAUAAACACGGUAAUCAGACGUUUAACGCUACGUUACUAUGCUCUAGUUCCAACUACAGACAUUAGUUUCAUUUAAAAAGUAGAUAUACUAUAAACAGUGUAUAAAUUGUUUCAUUUUUGACGGUUCAGAUAAUUAGGUAAGUACAAAUUCAUUUUUACAUCUUUACUACACACUCCUUAAUACUUAAACUAUACAAGAUGUUAAAAUAACAGGUUAAUUUUUGAAAUUGGCUCCAGGCUCUCCGCCCUGGUAACACCCUAACAGGGUGUCACAUAAUGGUUAUAAGUAUAUAACUUCCUGUAAUUGUUGUAACUUUGUGACGUGAAAUGUAAAAAAAUAAAAUAAAACUAUAUUGUACGCUCUCUGCUAUCUAUCUACUAAUCUUUAUAACAUUUGUUUGUAUGUUUAUACGUUUGGGCAGCAUAACCUCUGAAAUGUAAAUAGCCUUGUAACAAAGUUUUAUUGUAAUCAAUUUAUUUUUAGAAAUGUUUCGACUGACAUAGAUUUAAUUUGUUGCAUAUUUUAUUGAUUACUACUAGUAGGUACAAAUUGUCUGAAAACGGUGAUCUCAUAAAAAAAAAACCAUCUGGGUCAGAAUAUAGGAAACGGAAAACAGAAAAAUAAAAGGAAUUUCAAAAAACAAAGAAGUUUAUGAAUAUAGAUAUAUAAAUAUAUCACAACAAAAAAUCAAGACUUCAAUGUACAACAAAUACAUGUACUAGAUGAUGUUAAAAUAUAACGGUUCCAGUCCAGCUACUUGGUCACUUAUUCGAAAUAGCAAAUUAAUUUAUUAUAUAAUAACUAGUGGCCCACUGCAAACUCACUGUGAUGAUUAUCCGAAAAAUGAUACAGGACAUUUCUCUAAUUCUCAUUUCAUAAAAAAACUAGCAAACAAUGAAACAAUUCAGCGUCGUUGGUUAGUAUAUGUACUCCAUUUCCAAGGAUCGAGUUUAUUGUUUUUGUUACCGGCUGUUUGAUAGUAGCUCAACGUCGAGUUUAGUAUCUAAAGGAUAUAACGUCUGGAAAUACUUGUCUGAAAUGUGAAAUACUCAUGAGAGUAGCACUUUACAUAACAAGUUUUACCUGUCAUGUAUUGAAACUGAACUACGUUUAAAAAUAGGCAAAAACAAUAGAUUGUCAAGAGCAAUAUUUGAUUAAAAAAGAAACUACAAGAUGGAAUAAUGUUUUGUCUAGAUUGAUGUAUAUUACACUUUGUUUAGCUGAAAAUGAUAUGGCGUUCAGAGGUACUUUUGACAAAUUAUAUACGCCAAAUAAUGGAAAGUUUUUGGACUUACUAACCAAAUUUGGCCCAGUUAUGCAGGAGCACUUGCAAUUAGCUAUGAAAGGCGGUAUUGCAGACCACUACUGCGGAAAAGACAUUCAAAAUGAAUUAAUUGCUGAUGGGUGAAAAAGUGAAGUCAGAAAUCAUAUCACGCGCAAAGAAAUCAAAAUAUUAUUCUAUUAUAGCUGACUGUACACCGGACAUUAGUCACGUAGAACAACUUUCAUUGAUGAUUCGAUUUGUUGAUUUAUCAUCAAAUGACAAUAAAAUAUCAGUAAAAGAGUAUUUCGUAGAAUUUUUACCUGUAAAUGAGUCGACUGAUUAAAAACUAACUUAAGUUUAUUUAAGUUUAUUAUUGAUGUUUUAAAUAAAUGCGGACUUAAAUUGAACGUAGGGGUCAGGGUUAUGACAACGGGGCGAAUAUGAAAGGUAAAAAUGUUGAUGUUCAAAAGAGAAUUCUAGACACAAAUCCCUUCGCUGUUUAUGUACCUUGUGGCUGUCAUAGCUACAAUCUCGUACUAUGCGAUGCCGCUAAGUCUUCCGUAAGAUCAGUCACUUUGUUUGGGGUACUUCAAAGGUUGUUUACAUUGUUUUCAGCUUCUGUUCAUCGAUGGAAAAUUCUAACCGAUAGCCUGGGAUUAUAUGCUAUAAAAAAGCUCAGUGACACAUGUUGGGAAGCGAGAAUAAGCAGUGUCAAAGCAGUUCGUUAUCAAAUUAGUGCCAUCUAUGACGCUUCAAUUACUUUGGCAAUUGAAACACAGAAAACUGAUGUUCAAGUCUCUCAUGCAUGAGGCUAGCUGAACAGUUAAAAGAUUUCAGUGUUAUAGGUUGUUUGGUAUGACAUACUUUUUCAAAUUAACGUCGUUAGUAAAUCACUACAACCGUCAUAUAUAGAUCUCAGUAAAUGCACAGAAAUAUUGAAAAAAUGCUGUACUUUCUUGGAAGAAUAUAGAAAUACACUCUUUAAAAGCGCCAGGCAAGGAAUUGUCUGAAGAACUGGGAGUUGAACUCGAUUUAAGCAUCAAGCUGACGAUACUGCCGCAGGCGAGCCUAUUGUUUCUUCUGAAAAAAAAUGGAGGUAGAAUUGUUUAACUCUCUCUUGGACACUACAUUAAUUUUAGUUAAUGAAACCUUUGAACAGGUUAAUAAGUACUCGGAUUGCUGUCUUUUUUGUAAAGGUCGCAACUUACAGAAACUGUAUCUAAAUGUAUGGAUAGAUUUGCGAAUAUUACUGACUAUACCUGUAACGGUUGCCAGUGGGGAAAGGAAUAUCCAAGCUGAAGCUGAUUAAAACAUACCUGCGAUCAACAAUCUCUCAAUAUAGAUUAACAAACUUAGCAACUUUGUCAAUCGAAAAUUAUAUUGCAGAAAACAUAGACUUUGAAUGUCUAAUAAAAGAUUUCGCCGGUAGAAAAGCUUUGUACCCAUUGCCUUUUUUCGUAUGUAAUUGAAUUGCAGUUAGAUCAGUUAGUAGUGGUAAAACCGGCACUGAUUAAAUAGUAUAUCUAAAAUUGCUAAAAAAGUCUCUGUAAGGGAUAGUAUGCCUAUACAAGUAGACGACCUCCGUAGCCGAGUGGUUCGCACGCCGGUUUCAAGGUGUCGCCAUCUCUGAGGUCCCGGGUUCGAUUCCCGGUCGGGUCAAUUUAUAAAAUGAACUUUUCUAUAUUGACUCGGGUCUGGGUGUUGUGGUACCUUCGUUGUCUCAGAUACUCCAUAAUACGGGGGCUUUAGCUACUCAUCUUGGAAUCUGAGCAAUGUAUGUGAUGUUGUUAAAUAUUUAUUUAUUUAUUUAAGUAAUAUUAAUACAACUGAUUAGUAAAUGAUAUACUAGACUACUUGUCUCAGAAUUAUAUAAGUAUUUUUCUUCCCACAAACUCUCACCCUUCUUUAAACAUCCCGACGAGACCCUAGCUGAAUAUGGCAACCAUAAUCAAGAAGCACAGAAUACACACAAGCACACAGAAAUCAAGAAGCACAGAGCUAAAAUCAGUUCAAUGAACACAUCCUCAAAGAUA